AAAUAUUUUGCACACCGUGUGUUUUUUUCCGAGCGAGCCAUUUUCUCAUUUAUUGAGGGUAAAAUGACUGAAAAUGGACAGUUUCUUGAUUAUAAGAAUGUAUUCCAAGAAAAUCGUGGAGCCAUGCACGAUGGUCGCUUGCAACUUUUAAAGGAAAAAAUAGUUUUCAAAAAUAACAAGACCGGCAAAAUUGACUCCAUUCAACAAAAUGAUUUGCACUCGGCUUUGUGGCGAAGAGUGGCACGAGAUUUUGAACUUAAGUUUCAAAUGAAUAGUGGACAAGUGUUCAGAUUUGAUGGCUUCAAAGAAAUGGAAUUUGAACGGCUUAAAGAUUUUGUGAAGAAUUAUUACAAGAUUGAUUUGGAACACCAGGAGCUUAGUGGGAAGGGGUGGAAUUGGGGUACUACUGAUUUUGAAGGCAAUGAAAUGAUGUUUCAAGUCGGCCAAAAACUCUCUUUUGAAAUCCCAUUAAACAACGUUUCACAAUGCACGCAAAAUAAAGACGAGGUAACAAUGGAGUUUCAUCAAAAUGAUGAUUCCGAGUUAUCACUCAUGGAAAUGAGAUUUUUCAUUCCACCCUCACAAGAUGAAAUGAUCGACAAAGUUAAGGAUUUCCAUGAUAAUGUGAUGGCAAAGGCUGACGUAUUACAAGUCAAAGGAACAGCGAUUUGUGUUUUCCAAGAUCUACAAUGUCUUACACCAAGAGGACGAUACGACAUACGUAUGUAUCCCAAGUUCAUUCAACUCCAUGGAAAAACAUUUGAUUACAAAAUUACUUACACUUCGAUAUUAAGAUUGUUCCUUCUUCCCCAUAAAGACCAACGGCAAAUAUUCUUUGUGGUUAGUUUAGACCCUCCAUUAAAACAAGGAAUGACGAGAUAUCAUUUCCUUAUAUUGCUGUUUUACAAAGAAGAUGAUCUUGCUGUGGAACUAUCAUUGCCUGAUGAUGAAAUCGAGGAACGUUUUGGUGGAAAAUUACAGAAAGAUAUGUCAGGUCCAAUGUAUGAAGUUGUUAGUCGUGUAAUGAAACAUCUUGUGCAAAGGAAAAUCACUGUUCCUGGCUCAUUUAAGGGUUUAAAUGGUGUUCAGUCGAUCACCUGCACUUACAAAGCAUCAUCUGGUUUCCUGUUCCCUCUGGAGCGAGGAUUUAUGUACGUCCACAAACCACCUGUCCACAUCCGUUUUGACGAGAUUGCUUAUGUAAAUUUUGCUCGUGGAACGACAAAAAUCAACAAAUCGUUUGAUUUCGAAAUCGAAACACGGAGCAAAAAUAAUUUUGUUUUCAGCAAUAUUGAAAGAGACCAAUAUGCCUCUUUGUACGAUUUCGUUCAUAAUAAACAACUGAAGAUAAAGAAUAUUGGAAAGGAUGGUGCGGACUUUGAUCUGAUGGUGGACAGUGAUGAGGAUGCAGAUGUCCAUGAUCCUUACAUGGAGAGGAUGAAACAGGAGGCAGCGGAACGAGAGAAACAAGUGGACGACGACGAUGAUGAUGAAUCAGAAGACGAUGAUUUUCAACCUGAGACAAACGUGGCUGAGGUUGAAGAGGAGUACAACUCUGAUGUUGGGAGUGCUUCCUCAGGAGCAAGUGAGGAGGAGGAAGAGGACGGAGAGGAGGAGGUGGAAGAGAAACCAAAGAAGAGGAAAAAAGAGAAAGUGAUGAAAGAAAGAAGACAAAAAGAAACACCUGGAAAAGUGAAACGAAAGAAAAAAGAUCCAAAUGCUCCGAAACGUCCACAAUCGGCUUACUUUUUAUGGUUGAACGAAAAUCGUGGUCGAUUUAAGGCUGAAAACAAAGGAAUUUCUGUCACAGAACUUACCAAACUUGCUGGAAAGGAAUGGAAAAAAAUUGACCCUGAUGAAAAACAGAAUUCUCCACCAGCAGAUGAGGAAUCAGCAAGUGAAUCGGAAGCUGCAAGUGAAGAAGAAGAGAGCGACUAAAUUUGAUGAACCAUUUCCAUUUUUUACAUAAAACAGAAAAUUUCAAAAGUUUUCACAACAAGUGAAAUUUCUCUGAAAAGUUUCAAAAUCAACAAUCCAAAAACUUUUUCCUUAAAGAUUUAAAUUUUGUGAUAAAAACCAUGAGAACUUAUUCAUCAUGAUGAAUUGAAACUCGGUAUUUUGUAAUCUUCACUUAGCGCUCUUCUUUUCUGAAGAUUUCAGCCAGUGUGUCAUACUUUUGUAUACUUUUUUGACCGCUGUAAGAAAUUUAAAAUGUUGUAUAAAUGUGAGUCGCACAAUACAUUAUUUCAAAAU
Messenger RNA from Ciona intestinalis (vase tunicate), 2253 nucleotides. NCBI's taxonomy places the organism in Eukaryota, Metazoa, Chordata, Ascidiacea, Phlebobranchia, Cionidae. The record is from RefSeq.